Messenger RNA from Plasmodium coatneyi, 1086 nucleotides. RefSeq lists its product as uncharacterized. Gene Ontology annotation, biological process: mRNA splicing, via spliceosome. The coding region runs from base 1 to 1086 and encodes 361 amino acids. The transcript has a single exon. NCBI's taxonomy places the organism in Eukaryota, Apicomplexa, Aconoidasida, Haemosporida, Plasmodiidae. The record is from RefSeq and is a predicted model, not a curated record. Gene Ontology annotation, cellular component: nucleus.
AUGUCGAGCGAACUAACAAACAGCGACUUCCGCCUCAUCUUUGACAACUACGAGAAGGAGAAGAAGGAAAGGGAAAACAACUUGUUGCUGAAGGAACAGAAGAAGUUGAAGAGGAAGCAAAAAUAUAUAACCAAAAAAAAAAAAAGCGAAGAAAAGGAAGAAAAGAAAUAUAGAGACAGAGCAGAAGAAAGAAGAAAAGGAAUUGUAAAAGAUGUUAAGGAUGCAAGUGUGUUAUAUGACAAUGCGAAUAACACAAUUGAUGAGUCGAAAUUCAUGGGAGGAGAUACAGAACAUACCCAUUUGGUUAAAGGGCUUGAUUAUUUACUUUUAAACAAAGUAAGAAACAAAUUAAUUGAUAAAAUAAGCUCAGAGAAGGAAAAAUUAAAAGCAAACAAAACGAGUGAUGGUCGGAUGGCCAACAAAAUACCAACUUUUUCCAACGAAGAAUCGAGGCACAUUUUUAAAUAUUUUUUUCUGUAUGAACAUCCACAUCAUAUACAUUUUAAAAAAAAAAUAGAAAACAUUUACGACAACAUAAUAAAUAACAUGAAAUUUAAAAAUUACAACAAAAAUAUUCACUCCGUUAAUUAUAAGUACAAUAUCAAUAUGGAGGUGGAAAAAAAUGACGUGCCUAUCAGGUACAUAUACAAGGUAGAGGACGUUAAGGUGAAUUAUACUUACCAUUUGGGAGCCUCCAUUUUGGACGAAAUAGACGUAUGCUUUAAAUGGCACAUGGAAAAUAAGAAAAAAAAAAAAAAUGAAAGAUUGCCAAAGAGACCACUAACAGCUGGCCUCUUUCAACAGGAACAGAAUAAUUAUGAGCUUGUCCAAGAGGAUGACGAUGACAUUGAUAUUUUUAAGAACGAUGGGGAUGCGGUUAGCGGUGAUGCGAAGCAGGCGAAUAGCACAGCCACUGCGACGGAUGCUGCGAAUGUUAGGGACAACCACGUAAGAAGCAGCGCAGACGAUGACAACGACGACGAGGAGUAUGACGAAGAGGAUGAAGGUGAUGACGAUGGGAACAAUGGAGAUAGUAAUGAUGACGAUGAUGAUGGUAGUGGCAGCUCAAAUGCCAGUGAUGUGUGA